Bacidia gigantensis is the source of this 699-nucleotide messenger RNA. RefSeq lists its product as uncharacterized. The transcript has a single exon. The record is from RefSeq and is a predicted model, not a curated record. Lineage: Eukaryota; Fungi; Ascomycota; Lecanoromycetes; Lecanorales; Ramalinaceae. Bases 1 to 699 code for a protein of 232 amino acids.
AUGGCCACCGCGUUAGCCUCCGGCCCUUCUUCCAGCUCCAACACCAAACGCAACCCCCCGCCGACGCUCUUCCAAGCCCCAACCAACUCCUCAUCCACCUCCCUUGCUCCUCCAUCCAGCACCAGCACGACUCAGCGUGUGUCCCUCCUCCGAUCACACUCUGCUCGCAGCGGAAUCGAGGUUCCAACCUUGACCCGCAGCCAGACCCAGAACCCAGUGCCACCGCCAGCAGGGCAAGCAGAGGAUAACCGUGUGGAUGCGCUAUGGGCGAAUAUGCAACUUACUCUCGAGGAGGUGGAGCUCAGUGCUCUAGGUUCCACGCAUGUGUUUGGAACUGCGCAUAAUGCAGCGUUGGAGGAAUUGAGGGACGCGCAGAUUGCUUUAGCACGGGCAUGGGGCAAAGGCGAGGCUGAUGAAGACCUUGAGAUUGCCGAUAUACCGGGAGCCGUUGACGAUGAGGCACAGAAUGGGGAGUCGAGCAAGGGAGAUAGUGAACAAGGUGAAGAUGAAGGGGAGAUCGCCGAAGCCAGACGAAGGAGAGAAGCGAAUGAGAAAUUCUUUCAAAGGGUCGGAGAUGGCGUGUCAGACGUUGUUGGCAAAUUAGAUGCUGUGUCUGCUGCAAUGGCGAAGGUUGAGAAGGAGAGCAGAGAAAUUUGGGACGAGAAGGAUAGUAUUGAUGGGUCGAGUAUUGUUUGCUGA